AAUGCAAUUCAGUACACAGAUAGCUUUGAAGAACAUAACCAUUUGCCAAAAUCCCUAAUACGUGGCCAAAUCUUGGCUUGUGUUUUUCUAUUUUCCAAUUCCUAUUUUAUUUGAAAUACAAUUCUUGGCUCAGGUUUUUCAAUUUUACCCCAUUUCUUAAUAUUCAAUAUAUCUGCUCUGAGCAAAUAUGGUCACAUCCCCACCCCCUACCCUCCCAAAGCCCCUGAUUCCUCAUAGGGUCCCCCAAGAUUGUUGACUUGAGUUGGGGACUCUCAGGCUCAGGCUCAAGCUCAGGCUCUGAGAUAACUACCUCUUUUUCUUCAGAACCACAGAGGAUAUCUCAAAAUGUCAAAGGCAGGUGGUAAGAUGAAGGCUCUCAAGAAGGUGGUGGAGAAGGUGAACCACGGCAAUCUCAUCCGCACAAACAUCCCCGCAGGAAUGGCCGUUGCUGGGCCUCCCCUCGGGCCCAUGCUGGGACAGCGAGGGCUGAACAUUGCAGCUUUCUGUAAAGACUUCAAUGCUCGCACUGCAAACUAUAAGAAUGGCGUUCCUCUCCCAUGUAGAAUCCAAGUGCGCUCAGACAGAUCCUAUGAAUUAACCAUACACAAUCCUCCAGCAACGUUUUUCUUGAAGCAAGCAGCAGGAAUUCAGAGAGGAGCCAUGUCACCUGGGCGGGAGAUUUCAGGAAAAGUCUCCCUAAAGCACAUUUAUGAAAUAGCCAAGAUCAAGCAGCAAGACCCACCACUGCAGCUCACCCCACUCAAACAGAUAUGUGAGCUCACCAUUGGUGUUGCACAUUCCAUUGGACUCGAGGUUGUCCGAGAAAUAGACUCACAAGAAUACGGAGACUUUUUGAAAAACCGCACUUCGGUUGUGGAAGAACAGUUAAAAGAACUACAGGAGAAGAAAGAAGCCAAGAUGCUAAGAAAGUAACGUCUAGGCAUCAUCUCCUGAGUUUGGGCUUUGUCCUUUAAGUUCGUGUACAUAAACUUUUAUAAUGCGAUGGAUGCGCUUAGAUUUUCAUCUCGUAAAAUGUAAAUAAUGUAUUUACUUAGAAGUAUUUUCUAUUAUUUGGGGUUUCCUGCUCUUACAGUGUUCAAUAUGUGUUUUUCUCAUUGGUAAAAUGUUGUUACAGAGGCUUUCUUUUUCAUUUUAUCAUCUGAUAUUAAUUUAUUGGUUUGAUUAGAUUUUUUUCUUAUUAUUAUUAUUUUCCAAACUAUACAAUAGUUUCAUUAUUCUCUUCCAAAAUAUAUGUGACUCCCCUUGAUAG
Messenger RNA from Penaeus chinensis, 1270 nucleotides. It is a transcript of the gene mRpL11, whose product is annotated as 39S ribosomal protein L11, mitochondrial-like. The record is from RefSeq and is a predicted model, not a curated record. Gene Ontology annotation, molecular function: structural constituent of ribosome; large ribosomal subunit rRNA binding. The coding region runs from base 346 to 933 and encodes 195 amino acids. The transcript is spliced from 5 exons. Gene Ontology annotation, cellular component: ribosome; mitochondrial large ribosomal subunit. Lineage: Eukaryota; Metazoa; Arthropoda; Malacostraca; Decapoda; Penaeidae. Gene Ontology annotation, biological process: translation.